Messenger RNA from Cryptotermes secundus, 817 nucleotides. RefSeq lists its product as uncharacterized. NCBI's taxonomy places the organism in Eukaryota, Metazoa, Arthropoda, Insecta, Blattodea, Kalotermitidae. Bases 128 to 817 code for a protein of 229 amino acids. The transcript has 4 exons. The record is from RefSeq and is a predicted model, not a curated record.
GGCAGCUUGGCAAGGCGCAGCUAUAUUCGCACCACAAAACGCGUCGUGUUCCGAGAAUGUGUUGAAGCUUCUACAGUUCCUUGAAGACCCGACCGGGACUACCUCACUGAAGCAAACAUUUGUUGAGAUGGAGCCAGUGUGCACAUGCAGUGAAAGGACCCGAAUAAACAGAAGAGCGAUCCUCGCCACAACUAUCGAUAGCAAAGAUAAUCGACCGAACGGAAGUGCGAUCCGUAGUUUCUUGAAUCACCACAGUGGCAGCAGUCGUAGCUGUUUCCUCAUUAAGGAAACAAAACGUUCGAAACGACACUGUAAUAGCGAUAGUGAAAUAAAAAGCAGAGAAAAAGAGGAUGGUGGACUGCUGCUGAGCGAGAAGUUCGUGAGGACUGGUGAUGAGAAAGAGAAGUGUUCAUCGAAGGUUUGCGAGACUGCGCUGAGCGGCGCUGAAACUAAGAAUCGGUUACGUCAGCAUGUUCCUACGACUGGAAGUUGCAACAACAGUACAAGCAGCAGCAGUGGGGAAUUAUGGGAAGAGGAGAUUUUAUUGCGUCACAUUAAAGAAUGUCGCUGCACGUGCAACCAUAUGGGAUAUGGGAAUUAUCUGGACUGGAACGAGAAUAGACUGGGGGCAUUAAAACGACGGGAAAAGAAGAAGAGGAUACUGGCACAGUCAGGCAGUUCAGUCAAACACAUGUUGAAGGGCAUGUGUGUUGAACAUUUUAGUCUGUUGAACCAUGCCUGCCAGUUGCAAGAGAGUGGGGACAACUCAUUUAGUAAAGCAACUGGCUGUAGAUGGUUUAUUGUGCGCUUCUUCUAA